Impatiens glandulifera is the source of this 4137-nucleotide messenger RNA. Its product is annotated as protein SPA1-RELATED 2-like. The record is from RefSeq and is a predicted model, not a curated record. Gene Ontology annotation, molecular function: protein binding. NCBI's taxonomy places the organism in Eukaryota, Viridiplantae, Streptophyta, Magnoliopsida, Ericales, Balsaminaceae. Bases 688 to 3597 code for a protein of 969 amino acids. The transcript is spliced from 7 exons. Gene Ontology annotation, biological process: photomorphogenesis.
GUUUUGAGUGCAGAUAUUUCAAUUCAGAGAACUACAAUGCUGUUUGUGCCAAUCGAAGGUGAAUUCCUUCUCUUCUAGGGUUUCCCGUUCACAUAUGGUUCUGAAGAUAUACCCUCUCUUCUCUCUCAUCGACUCUCCGGAAGUUGUGACCAGUUCUCACCGGUGGAAUUAGGGUUUCCCGUCUGAUUAUGACCCAUUUUACUUGGAAUUUUGUAUGCUAGCGUUGCGUGUCAUUUUUGCUGGAAGAAGAUAGAGGAACUUGAGCUUUUCGUCGUCGAGGUCUUGUUUCUUCAGUUAUCUGUGCCCUUUCGUUUUAUUUUUAGCUCUAUUUCGUUUACACGGUGGUUAUUGGUUUAUCAGUAGAGCUUAAGACAUGAGUUUGGGUUUGCUCUUUCAAAGGCAAAAGCUGCGUGUAGACAUGCAUUUGGAAGCUUUUUUGUAUUCCAAAUUGUCAUUUUUUAAGUGAAUCUUGAGAUUUCAGUGGUGUGCCUAAGCUGGGAGACUUUGUGUUAUUUUAAUUGUGACAUUUGACAUAAUUCUGUUGCUUGACUACUUUACUUCUGCGAGUUUCUUCAAGAAAAUUGAGAUCUGUUCUAGAUGUAGGUGUUGGCAGUUGAUGUUUUAGUUCAUACUGAGUUAUCUGCAGUACUGUUGGUUAUCAUGAUUGGAUGAAGUUUUUUGGAUAAUAUGGACAGAGUACGUGAAGAUGUGGAUGCCUUGGAGGGUGACUUUACAUGGAAGGCAGACAGCAGUAACAUGUUGGAAUCCCAUGCAGAACAUACUGGGAGAAAGACUUUAGAUGCAGUUAGUGUAUCUGAGGAUCCAUAUUCUGUCAUUAGUACCAUGGAUGGUACUGGUCUUAUGGUUGAGGAGUUGACAGUCAGAAAACAUGAACGUGAAAAUAUGAUAGUUGGUAGCUCUAAGAAUAAAGAUGUGAUUCAACCUAAGCAAAUUCAGAGGAGCAGUGGGAAUUUUGCUGGUGAUGCCAGUAAUAAAGGGACUCCGAGUUUCUGGGAGGAACCGGGAUUCACUGUGUUCUCAGAUUACUUGAAUAAGCAACCUUUGGCUGAUCAAAACAGUGAAUCUGCAGAACAGAUACCAAAUGAUGAAAAAAUACCUGUUUCAAGUGAUAUGGUAAUAUCUCCUGGUGGUAUCAGGACCAAAAUCCUGUCUAAAUCAGGAUUCUCUGAUUUUUUUAUGAAAAGCACGCUCAAGGGGAAGGGGGUCAUAUGCAAGGGUCCUACCCGUGAAGAUGUCCCUAAAGUCAGGGACCAAGCUAAUCCAGUAGCUCCUAAGGCUGAUACGAUGUCUUCCAACUCACAACUAUCUGCAAAAGUAACAUAUCCAACACAUUGUCACCACGAUCUUAAUGUUGGUCCUAGUUUAAGGGAGUGGUUGAAAGAUGGUCACUACAGGGCCAAGAAAAUGGAGAGCAUGUACAUAUUUAGGCAGAUUGUGGAAUUUGUUGACCAUUCACAUUUGCGUGGAGUUGUUGUAUCUGAUUUACGACCAUCUUGCUUCAAGUUGUUGCCAGGAAAUCAGGCUGCAUACGUUGGACCAUCUGCUGCUGCUCCUCUGUCUGGAUAUCGAAAUGAUAAAAGGCCAUUGGAACAGGCCGUAAUUACUUCAGUUAGUCAGUGGACAAAGAGACAGAAGCAAAGGGAGGACUUGAACCUCAUUAGAAUUGGUCAACAGGAUUCUGUAAAUCGAUCCAUAGAAAAUAUAGAAGUCAGAAGAGGGCGUAAGAGUGAUUCCAGUCCUACCAUCCCUCUUGGGUUCCGCACUUUAGAAUCUAUGCCCUCAUAUGAAAAUGACCAAUUGGAGGAAAAGUGGUAUGCUAGUCCUGAGGAACUUAGUGGGAGGGAAUGCACAUUUUCGUCCAAUAUUUAUGCAUUGGGAGUUCUUCUGUUCGAGUUGCUUGGCUCUUUUGCUUCUGAAAGGGCUUGUGCUGCUGCAAUGUUGGACCUGCGUAAUAGGAUUCUUCCUCCAAACUUCUUGGCAGAAAAUCUGAAGGAAGCUGGAUUCUGUCUUUGGCUUCUUCAUCCGGAACCUUCAUCACGCCCAGCUACAAGGGAAGUGCUGCAAUCUGAUCUUAUGAAUGGAAUUCAAGAAUUGCAAAAAGAGGAGUUAUCUUCAUCUUUUGAACAAGAUGAUGCUGAAUCAGAGCUACUACUGCAUUUCCUCGUCUCUGUGAAAGAGAAGAAGCAGAAAGAUGCCUCGAAGUUAGCAGAAGUUAUUAAGUGCCUGGAAGCUGAUAUUGAAGAGGUUGGAAGGAGAAAUUCAAAUUGGUCAGCUGACGACUUCUCAAAAAUAGAUCUUAAAUCUAUUCAUAAUGAACUUUCAAAUGUUGAAGCACACCCUAGAUUACAAAACCUAACGGGCAAGGAUUCCAAGUUGAUGAAGAGUAUGGAUAAACUAGAAAAGGCCUACUAUUCCAUGAGAUCCAGCAUUCAGUAUUCUAACACUGAUAUGACAAUUCGAGCAAAUAAAGAAUUACUUACAAGUCGAGAAAACUGGUAUAGGGGGCAAGAUCAUGAAGCAAGAAGUAAUUUAGAUUGCUUGGGGACUUUCUUUGAUGGAUUUUUAAAAUUUGCUCGAUAUAGUAAGUUUCAAGUCCGUGGAGUAUUACGGAACGGCAAGUUCAGUAAUUCUGCUAAUGUUAUCUGUUCUUUGGGUUUUGACCGGGAUCAGGAGUAUUUUGCUGCUGCUGGAGUAUCCAAGAAGAUUAAGAUAUAUGAGUUUGAAAAACUCUUUAAUGACACUGUUGAUAUACAUUAUCCACUAUUGGAAAUGCCAAAUAAAUCAAGGAUUAGCUGCAUCUCUUGGAAUGGCUAUAUCAAGAAUUAUCUAGCCUCAACUGACUAUGAUGGCAUAGUGAAGCUGUGGGAUGCUGGAACUGGUCAAGGGAUAUCUCAAUACAUUGAGCAUUAUAGAAGGGCCUGGUCGUUGGACUUCUGUCAUACGGAUCCUACAAAAUUAGCCAGUGGAAGUGAUGAUUGUUCUGUGAAAAUUUGGAAUAUUAAUGAAAGGAAGAGUUUAAGCACAAUCAGGAACAUUGCGAAUGUCUGUUGUGUUCAAUUCUCUGCUCACUCCACUCAUUUGCUUGCUUUUGGGUCUUCUGACUACAAAAUCUACUGUUACGACCUUCGUAAAAUUUCAUCACCCUGGUGCAUAUUGGCUGGUCAUGAUAAAGCCGUUAGCUAUGUGAAAUUUCUGGACUCAGAGACACUUGUUUCUGCCUCCACUGACAGCUCACUGAAGUUGUGGGAUUUGAGUAAAACCAGUUCUAGUGGCUCACUGAAUUCAGCUUGCAUCUCAACCCUUAAAGGUCACACUAAUGAGAAGAAUUUUGUGGGGUUAUCUGUUGCUGAUGGGUUCAUAGCUUGUGGAUCAGAGACAAAUGAGGUGUAUACUUACUGUAGAUCUUUACCGAUGCCAAUCGUGACUCACAAGUUUGGUUCCGUGGAUCCUGUUUCUGGUAGAGAGACAGACGAUGAUAAUGGACAGUUUGUUUCCAGUGUUUGUUGGAGGAAAAAUUCAGAUAUGAUGAUUGCUGCUAAUUCCACUGGAUCUAUAAAAGUGUUGCAGAUGGUAUAACUGAUGCUCUGUUAUCUUUGGUUAAUUGUAAGAACGAGGGCCUUAUUAUUGCUCUGUAAAGUACCAAUUUUGACUGCCCAGAUCUUCCCUUAACCCAAACUUCAGCAAGGCUACAAUACUGGAUUAAUCCACCAUAAUUGCUAGAUGCAACUGCCAACCUGAUGGGAAGCCAGUAAGUAAUUCUGGCUCUUGAAUCUGGGAAAAGUCGAUGGUCCAGUGCAAAGAGAGUGUUUGCUUAUGACACCUCCAAGGACUGCAAAUUAUGUUAUGCUCAGGAAUUCAAUCAGGGUCAUUUUGAAUAAGAAGCAUUGAAUCUGCUGACUCGUAAGUGUUUUUUAUUUUUAUACGAGGCUGCAAUUGUGGCUGCAAUUGCAUACAAAUGGUAAAAUCUUGCGGGAACCACUCGGGAGUUUGUAACAUAAGAGUGUAUCAUAGAAUCAGGUAUUCCAAUUUUAUCUGUAUAGUGGUGGGAGUGGGGUGAAAAAUGUUAUAUGCUGUAUAGUUCUUUCAUCUUGUAAAGAAAUCACAUAUCUUGUAGUA